This is a messenger RNA of Meira miltonrushii, 2121 nucleotides long. RefSeq lists its product as uncharacterized. The transcript is spliced from 5 exons. Gene Ontology annotation, biological process: regulation of DNA-templated transcription; DNA-templated transcription. Gene Ontology annotation, molecular function: transcription cis-regulatory region binding; zinc ion binding; DNA-binding transcription factor activity, RNA polymerase II-specific. The annotation marks the transcript as partial. Gene Ontology annotation, cellular component: nucleus. The record is from RefSeq and is a predicted model, not a curated record. NCBI's taxonomy places the organism in Eukaryota, Fungi, Basidiomycota, Exobasidiomycetes, Exobasidiales, Brachybasidiaceae.
GAUGCAAAGAAACCUAAACCUACUCGUGGUGCAAAAGCAUGCAAGAAUUGCAGAAGAUUAAAGAUGAGAUGUGUAGGUGCAGAAAGUGGUCCACCAUGUGAUCGUUGCAAGAAUACAAAUCAUGAAUGCAUAUUCGAAGAAUCAAAUCGUGGCAAGAAAUCCGGAAAGUAUCAGAGAACAGAAGCAAUGGCUGCUAGCCUGCGCAAGAUGGAAGCAACAAUGUCUUCUCUCAUUCAGAGCUUGAAAGACCCUUCAAAAGCAUUCAGUGCAUCUGCCGGGAUCAUGACUAGAAGCCCAACUCCUGAAGGUGGUGUGAUGGCCGGCGGAGCGCGAUUCGUGGAACCAGAACUGCCGCAAAGAAAGCAGAGAGCAUCAUCUCCUAGAUUGCAUAGCCUGCCCGAUAAUACACUCAACCCUCUUGGUCUUCUAGCCGAAGCAACAAGCUCAGCACGUAGCGAAGCAGGAAGGGAAAAGGUUGAAACACCAAAAGUGGGAGUCGCUUCAGAAACAUAUUUCAAACCUGGUCCUAUGACAAUUUUACCAUUGAGAAAGAUUGUUAUCGAACGCGAACUUGCGCCGGAUUUGCUCACUCAAGGAAUUGUUACUUCGGAAGAAGUAUUGGAAUUAUUCCAAGUCUUCUUCCAUAAUUGCAGUCAACACGUCGUACUCUUUGAUCCUGAUUGGCAUACACCUACGAUGGUUUGUGGCAGAAGUCCGUUCUUGUUCACUGUGAUUUGCACGAUUGCAUCCAAGUACUACAAGAAGAGGCCCGAUUUGCAUCAGCAAUGCCUUGAAGUUGUGCGGAAAUGCGCUUAUGUGGUGAUGAGCAGAGGAUUCAAGAGUGUUGAAAUUGUACAGGGAUUUUUAUUGUUGUCCGUCUGGCAAACGCCUUCUCAACGAUUUGAAGAAGACAAAACUUGGUUGUUCAGUGGUGUUGCGAUUCGUAUGGCAACAGAUUUGAACUUGCAUCGUAAAUCUAUGGCAUCAAUACCAAAUACAACCGAUUCUGAAGAUCCUGCUGUUUUGGAGCGCGAACGAGAGAUCAUCAAUCGUGAAAGAACAUGGUUGUUCUGCUUCUGUGUGGAUCGUUCGAUCAGUGGACAAAUGGGAAAACCCUGGACGAUCAGAGAAGAUUGGAUCAUUCGCAAUAGUCGUCAUUGGGGCAUGCAAAGAUUGAGCAAGUUAUACGAUAUGGGUUUGUCUGCUUUGGUGGAACUUUUGCGGAUUUCAACGAGACAGUUCGAUUUCCUCUUUUCAUCAACGACGACCGUAUCGGGACUGAACACAGAGAUUGACUACAACACCACCCUGAGAAUCUUCAAUGAACAGUUGAAUGAAUGGCAUGAUCUCUGGCAAGCACUGCCAAGCAUUGAUGCUGAUCAUGACCGCCGCACUAUGCACUUUAUCACCAAGCAAGCGCCAUUGCGGUACAAUUAUGCCGUUUUACUGCUCAACAGCUUUGGUUUGCAACAUGCUAUGGAUUUCCCCAAAAGAAGUGGAAUGGACAAAGGAAUCUACCUUUCAAAAUGUUUGGAAGCAGCCAAGAAAGUCGUUCAGGCAGCAUGCGAAGGAAUGCGACCUGUUCUAAGCUAUGCUCCUGAUACGCACUUUAUCAUCCUUGCAUAUGCAUGCGUAUUCUUGCUCAAAUUGACAAGACCUGCUUUUUCUGCUUUCGUUGAUGAAGAUGAGAUCAUCAAUAUUGUUACUACUUGUGCUGAUACGUUAGAAGAAGUUUCUAUGGAUCCAACGCAUAUGCCAAUGCUUUAUGCAACCUUUUUACGUGCUCUUUUGCAAUCUAGACAAGAACGUUCGACAAGAAGUGGUGCAACGACUCCUUACAAAAGUGGAGCUGCUUCUCCGAUUGAUUCUACAGGACAAGAUGAUGCAGCUAUUUCAUCGAAUGGACCUAAUCCUGAAAAUAUUGCUAAUAGCCUUCAAGGAAUGUCAAAUGCACAAGAUAUUCAGAAUGCAGACCAGGCAUUUAUCAAUGGGCAAUCUAUUCAUUCUAAUCCUGCUUUGCGCGCCGAUCAUAUCGACCAAUUGCUUAAUGAAAGCUUCUGGAGUACGUUGCUUCCACCUGGCUUUGGUGGACCUUUGGAUGGAUUGGCGAAUGGAAUGGUA